CGACGCCUUUUAGCGCCAGUAUAUUCGAAUCCUUCGUCGGUUGUUGACGCGUUUUCGUACAAGUCCUCCGCCACGUGGACCAGUUUAAAUCAAUUCGAUAAAAAUUACAAAAAAAAUCAUUGUCAGUGAGAUGCUCCUACUUGUCAUUCUCGCAAUGGCAUUAACUGAGACCGCAACUGAAACUUUCACAAUUGGAUAUUUGACCGGUUCUCAGAGGAGACCUGGUGAUUUGGAAUACCCCAGACCUGGUCUGACCAUAUCUGGGGCCAUAUCUCUGGCAGUCGAUGAAGUGAACAAAGGCAUUGUCGGCCAACGUGGCCACAGACUCGACUUCAUCGUGGCCGAAACCUACGGAGAGGAAGUGAUAAGUGUACAAAAAACGGCUGAUUUGUGGACGAAAAAUGUGUCGGCAUAUGUGGGGCCGCAGGAAACCUGCGAACAUGAAGCUUUCAUGGCGGCGGCUUUCAAUCUACCCAUGAUUUCAUACUUUUGCACCCAUUACGCCACUUCCGACAAAACGAAAUUUCCAACUUUUGCAAGAACACGACCACCUGAUACACAAAUUUCCAAGUCGGUGGCAUCUGUUCUCGUUGCAUUUAAUUGGACACAUGUGGUUUUAUUGUAUUUGAAAUCGCCGGACUUUGAGUUUGGAAAUAUUGCCACCAUAGUUUUGCAAACUCUAGCCUCGGCUGGAAUUACAGUAAUCACGACGAAAUAUUGGGACACUCCUUAUCACCACGGCUACGGGGAGAACCCUUUCUAUAAAUUGGUCGAACAGACCUACAGGGACACCAGAAUCUUCGUCAUUUUGGGUCACUAUUACGAACAUUUGGGACUAAUGGUGGCAAUGGAAGAGAAGAAAUUGUUCGAUAAAGGCGAGUAUUUCGUCCUGGGUGUGGAUAUCGAACAAUACGACAACGAGAAUCCAUCGAAAUAUUUACGAGGCCUUCUUCGAGACGAAACUGAUCCGGUGGCUCAAAAAGCCUUCAGGAAUUAUCUAGGAGUGGUUCCGUCCAGUCCGGUAGGCUUCGAAAACUUCACAAUACUUGUGAAUUCUUAUAUGGAAAAGCCACCGUUUAAUUUUCCGAAUCCUCUUAUCUUCGUCGGCGGAUCCAAACGGAUUAGAGCUGAAGCGGCUUAUUUAUACGACGCCGUGCACCUUUACGCCAAAGCUUUGAUUCAAGUUUUGGACGAAGGGGGGAAUCCCAGGAACGGUACGGAUAUAAUUGACCACAUGAAGGAGACGCAUUAUAAGAGUGCAAUGGGAUAUAUCGUCUAUAUGGACGAAAACGGAGACGCCGAAGGCAACUACACUCUAAUCGCCCGCAAAACCAGCACCGGUGACGAAAAAUUCGGCCUCUUCCCCGUCGGCAUCUUCGCCUUGAAACGAACCGACUCCAAACUACCAAUUCUUCACCUGACUGAUACAAUAGACUGGGUCGGAGGUCAGCCUCCAAUCGCAGCCCCGAUUUGCGGUUUUCGCGGCGAAAAAUGCAUCACCCAUACUAUGGAGAUAACGAGCGGUGUCACCGGCGGCAUAUUCCUGGUGAUCCUCGUGAUCUCCUUAGUGCUUUACCGGAACUGGAAAUACGAACAGGAACUCGAUAGUCUGCUGUGGAAAGUCGAUUUCAAAGACAUCCAAAUCAAUGAAGAAGCCGGGACGAAAAUAACCCGAUCGGUUCAUCCGCUGAUAAGGACCAGUCAAGUAUCGCUCAGUUCUAAUCCCGAUGCUGAUUUUCGCUAUUCGACCAUUUUUACCCAGAUUGGGAUUUACAAAGGGCGCGUUUUCGCUAUUAAGAAGGUUCAUAAAAAAUCCAUUGAUAUCACCAGAGAGAUGAAGAAGGAACUUAAAAUGAUGCGCGACCUCCGUCACGACAAUCUCAACGCUUUUAUCGGCGCUUGCACCGACCCUCCUAACAUUUGCAUAGUCACCGAAUAUUGCACAAGAGGCAGUCUUAAGGACAUCCUAGAGAACGACGACGUCAAACUCGACAAUAUGUUCAUCGCUUCUCUAGUCGGGGACAUUUUAAGGGGCAUGAUAUACCUUCAUGACUCCCCCGUCCGAUUUCACGGUGCCUUGCAUUCAGCCAACUGCUUAGUGGAUUCGAGAUGGGUGGUGAAAUUGGCCGAUUUUGGCCUACGUGAGUUCAAGAAAGGAGCGGAGGAGCCCGGAGUUAAAGAUCCGGCAAAAGUCCGGGAAAAAUGCUACAGAUUACUGUACAAAGCUCCCGAAUUGCUCCGAUUGCAAGAGUCGUUCGUUUCGGGACAGUUAGGGACCCAAAAAGGGGAUAUUUACUCGUUCGGGAUCAUUUUGUACGAGCUUCAUAGCCGACAUGGCCCUUUCGGGACCACGGAAUUAUCCUAUCCGGAAAUUCUCAGUAAAAUUAUACACAAUACAGGACCACAACCCUUUAGGCCGCCACUUGAAGCGCUAGAAAAUAGUUUCGAUUUUGUGAGAGAUUGUCUGAAGGAGUGCUGGGCUGAAAACCCCGAAGAUCGGCCCGAUUUUAAGAGCAUAAGGGCCAAACUUAGGCCUCUACGCAAGGGAAUGAGGCCCAACAUUUUCGACAACAUGAUGGCGAUGAUGGAGAAAUACGCCAACAAUUUGGAGGUGUUGGUGGACGAGCGCACGGAUCAAUUACAAGAAGAGAAAAAGAAAACAGAGGCUUUGUUAUACGAAAUGUUGCCUCGGCCUGUUGCCGAACAGCUGAAAAGGGGGAACAAAGUCGAAGCUGAAAGUUUCGAUUGUGUGACAAUUUAUUUCAGCGAUAUUGUUGGCUUUACAGCGAUGUCGGCCGAAAGCACACCCUUACAGGUUGUCGAUUUUUUGAACGAUCUUUACACUUGUUUCGACUCAAUCAUCGAACAUUACGACGUUUACAAAGUGGAAACAAUCGGAGAUGCCUAUAUGGUGGUCAGCGGGCUUCCAAUUCGCAACGACAAUCAACAUGCGGCUGAAAUUGCCUCCAUGUCUUUACAUCUUUUAGCGGAAGUUAAACAGUUUACGAUCAGGCAUAGGCCCACGGAAAAAUUAAUGCUCCGAAUUGGGAUUCAUUCGGGCCCAGUGUGCGCGGGUGUCGUCGGUCUAAAAAUGCCCCGAUAUUGUUUAUUCGGCGACACUGUCAACACCGCAAGCCGCAUGGAAUCAACAGGAAGCCCUUUGAAGAUUCAUUGUAGCUCGGAAUGCAAAGACCUUUUGCACAAACUGGGCGGUUACAACCUCAUGGAGCGCGGAAUGGUCUCCAUGAAGGGAAAAGGCGAACAACAAACGUACUGGCUUUUGGGGGAAGACCCCUAUUUCCGUAACUUGCGCAAGGAAGAGCGCUCAAAACGCCGCACAAAAACCGAGACCAAAUCGCUAAACACCAAUGGUCACUUCAUAAUCACGCGAAGCUCGCUCAAAAACAAAAACAGCAUAGUGCGCAGCCCCCUUCCACGGUGCUCCUCCUUCGAGAGCCCCAAAAAACUGCGUUUCGCCAGUGGUGACAACCUGGAGAAAAAAAGCGAUUCCAAUUUUUUGGAAGUAAUCUCCGAUAAUAGUCCGUGCAAAAAAUCCUCCAAUUCGCUCGUUGAGAAUUCGCUCGACUGUUGCAGCGAAGCCUGGAAGACGUCCAGCACUUCGUGUCCGUGUAUCGAAAAUUUAGCCAAUUCGGCUGCAACUUUGGCCCAAUCGCAGCUUUCGAUGCUGUACAAAGACGAGAAAAACGUUAAACUGGUCAGACCUACGUGUUACAGUGUUCCCAUGUUGUGUUCGUUGGCUGUUCCCCGACCGGUGAUUCACACGAUUUCGGCGCCCACUAGCCCCAGGAAGCAGGAUUUGGUCGAUUUGACCAAAUUCCCAGAGUGUGAGGAAGUCAUCCCCUGGGCGGAUUCCACGCCCUUGCUCAAAAUCACCAAACCGCAAGACUCGGAAACUGGUGUCUAGUCAUUUUUUAUGUUUGGAUUUAAGGCUCGUGUUAUUUCUAUUUAUUGAUGUUUGUUGUAAUAAACGUGCGUAUCGGA
This is a messenger RNA of Tribolium castaneum (red flour beetle), 4002 nucleotides long. RefSeq lists its product as uncharacterized. Gene Ontology annotation, cellular component: plasma membrane. Gene Ontology annotation, molecular function: ATP binding; adenylate cyclase activity; protein kinase activity. The transcript is spliced from 21 exons. Bases 131 to 3925 code for a protein of 1264 amino acids. Gene Ontology annotation, biological process: protein phosphorylation; receptor guanylyl cyclase signaling pathway; cGMP biosynthetic process. NCBI's taxonomy places the organism in Eukaryota, Metazoa, Arthropoda, Insecta, Coleoptera, Tenebrionidae. The record is from RefSeq and is a predicted model, not a curated record.